Trypanosoma brucei brucei TREU927 is the source of this 2787-nucleotide messenger RNA. RefSeq lists its product as hypothetical. Lineage: Eukaryota; Euglenozoa; Kinetoplastea; Trypanosomatida; Trypanosomatidae. Bases 1 to 2787 code for a protein of 928 amino acids. The transcript has a single exon. Gene Ontology annotation, molecular function: 3',5'-cyclic-nucleotide phosphodiesterase activity. Gene Ontology annotation, biological process: signal transduction. The record is from RefSeq and is a predicted model, not a curated record.
AUGCCGUGUUAUACAUCCACGGGAAUGACAGGGAUAUGUGCCACGUCUCCGACACCCGCAACCCUCCCACUCGAUGCGCUGCAACGUAUCAGUAGCUUGCGGCAGUCACUCAGUAGUGUUGUCGCGUCACAAGCGCCUUCACUGGACCGCCCCGAUACGCUCAGCUUACAUCUACUACAGAAUAGUGGCGUGUCCAAGGAGAGUACAGUCAUGUUUUUGCUCACCUCGUCCCAGCGGCGGAUGAAGGAGCUUCUGAAUGAGAACCACAGACUUGAACUCCUCUGCAUUAAGCAGGAAGACACCAUCAAGGAAAUACGAGCUGAGAUGUCGAUAAACAAGAGGCAUCAACAUGCAACUGUUGCGGAUGAUGUGGUCGCCGAAAAGCCUGCCACAAGUUGCGUUCGGUCCACUCCCUUUGGAGCUCGCCGAAUGGGUUUGAGGGAUAGAACAGACCGCGGAUCUAAGAAUGAAGAGCUUGAAAGCCCAGGAAGUUUCAUUGGGGCGUUCCGGAGUUCAUCUAUCGCUGCAGAGUUGGAUGAUGUGGUACAGCAACUUGUGAGUACCGCCAUCGCAUUGUUUCCAGAGCUGGAGGUACGUAUGGAGUCCGCCUGUCACAAUGGCGCUGACGAGUGGAGCACCGCUCGCGACAUACUUUACUUCAUUGAAAGCCACCUUGAAGAGUGGAGCGGCUGCGCAUCUCGAGAAAAUGUUAGCUUUAGGGAGACAAGCAUGUUGCUGUCACGGGUCCUUACAUGUAUAGACACGGACCAGCGGGAGUGGUGUGAGUGUCUUUUCGACAUCGCGUAUAGACUUCAGGCGGCUUGGAGGGGACAAAAGCACGCUAUGGAAAGGAGGGAUGCCCUCAUCUGCAAGCUCGAGGACGAUGUCAAGUCGCUCGCCACGGAGUUAUCUGAUGCGGUGGAGGUGCGCAUGCAAUGUGAGUGUCGGUGCGCGGAGUUGGAGGAGACACUUUCACGUAUGAUGGAUAAACGUGCAGUACACGAUGGCAGUGUGCAAAGCUUGCAAGAAGAGCGUAGAAUAGUGCGUGAUGAGGCCAAUUCUCCCUUGGCGUUAGCUGACCAGGAGGGUAUCACCGUUAUCGAGGCCUCUGGCGUAAAGCGGGACGUGCCGGGAAUGAGCGAUGGGACCAUGCCCAAGAUGUCUGAGGAUUCCCUCCGGAGAGCUGUAGUGGAGCACGAUGCGGAAGCGCUGCGACUCUCGUUGGAUCGCAUCACCAAGGAGCGGGAUGAGCUGCGGGCGCAGCUCAGAGUAGUGAAUGAUGCGUUAGAUGAAGCGGAGCUGCGUGUGAAAGUUGUGGGGACGGAGCGGGAGAUGCUUCAAUCUGAAGUGGGAGAGUUAAAGUAUUGCGGUGGCAUGCUAACAGUCGGCUCCACGGCUGCGCCACAGCCAUCGCUAAGCUCGACAAGUGAAGCAAUGAGGCCGUGGUGCGGACCACUUCUUUCCCGUGGCUGUGACCAUGAUCUCGCUGAAGGUGGUGAUGCUGCUUCGAAUGUUUCUAUUACCGGUCUCUUACACGUGAUUAGCGAUACAACCGUUGAUAUUUUCUCGGUGGCGCAUGAGCAUAGUAGUUUGAGGUCUCCAGGGCUGCUUUUCCACGUUGGCUGCGCCAUUGCUCUGGACUCUGGGGCCUUCAACAACAUGCCAAAACCGGAUUUAUCCUUAACUGCGUGGAAGCGACUACUGCUUCACUUUCAGAAUGGGUUUGUGGAUGUCCCCUUCCAUAACGCCGAUCGUGCAGCGGACAGUUUGCAGUUCUUCUAUAGUCUUCUGUUCCAUUCGGGAAUGGUGGAGCACAUGGCUGAUGUGGAAAUCAUUGCUUCCAUUACGUCUGCAUUAUGUGCUAUGUACGUUUAUGUCACUCCUUCAAGUGAGGGGUGCAGGUCAUUAGAUGUUUACUCGAACAGUUGUGCUGGUGGCAGCUCGGAUUCUUGUGAACCUCUGCUACUGGAACAUAGCUGUAGUUAUGAAACCAUCUGUCGGCUGAUGGAGCGCAGCCGGUUUGACUUCGCGGCGCUUUGGGAAGCGGAGGAUCGUGCACUUCUUUUCCAGACGAUGAAGGCCCUUCUGCUACCACAGGUGUCGUUGUACCAACUGGAGAGUCUCAUGUACACUAGUGGAAUUGAGGCGGUCAGCAACAUUUCUUCACGACUGCAUGACCCACCGGUUCGCCAUCAGCUCAUUCGGUUGCUCGUUGCACUUGCCCACCAUGCCUUUACUAUGCGCAGUGCUUCCGUGAACAAGUACUGGGCAAAUGAGAGGUUUAGUUUAUACCAACACCAGAUGCGCUUCAGAAAUGAGUUUGGCGAGGAGAGUAUUGAGGUUCCAUACAAUAUGAGAGCGGUUGCGGAAGCGCAGUUGUUGUUGAUCAGUACUACUGUACUUCCACUGUGCGAAGCUGUGGUUGGUGUGUUUCCUAGAUUGCAACCGUGCUUAGUAGCUCUUCGAGGGAAUUUGCACAUGUGGACAUUAUGUGGAUCUAACGGCGGCAGCACGUCUCCCUCCUCCAUCGCAUCAGUCCUUGAGCAGGUGACAACACCCUCAACAUCCGAAGAGAAACUUCCGCCCGGUGCCGCCAAUUUCAAGCUUGUUUCAUCGGAGGAAAUAAAGCGUGGCUCCCUUGUGGUGGAUACCGGUGGAUUCAUAUCAAUGCAGGAGGAGAUAUCGGCUCUUUACAAGGAGAAUGCAGUGCUCCGUGACAUGCUGCAGAAACUUUUUCAUGAGAUGGAUUCGGCCCGACAACAUGUGAGGGUCGUGGGGGAUGAAUAA